This is a messenger RNA of Dermacentor andersoni, 2988 nucleotides long. It is a transcript of the gene shep, whose product is annotated as RNA binding motif single stranded interacting protein alan shepard. Gene Ontology annotation, cellular component: ribonucleoprotein complex. The record is from RefSeq and is a predicted model, not a curated record. Lineage: Eukaryota; Metazoa; Arthropoda; Arachnida; Ixodida; Ixodidae. Gene Ontology annotation, molecular function: mRNA binding.
CCUUAUACCUAGCGCCGCGGCCAAACCGUCCCCGCAGCAGCAGCAGCAGCAGCCGCGAGAGAAGGAAGCGGUUGUGGACGUGGUGGGGAGUGCGCGCGUGCCAUGGCCUGCUGUGGAUUACGGCGCUGAAAAGGACCCGAGCGCCCGCGGAGGAUGCAGCCGUCUUUCCAGGCCGGCAAACAGGCGGCUGCCUACCGGGACCCUGCCGGACGGAGGCCCGUCUACGCCGCCAACCCGCGAAAGCAACAACAGGGCGCCUUCCCGGCCCGACUGGGCUCUCCGCCUGCGUCCAGCAUCAACUCGGGGGGCUCGGCUGGUGGCAGCAGCAGCAGUGGCUCGCAGGGCGACCAGCUCAGCAAGACCAACCUGUACAUCAAGGGCCUCACCCACACCACCACUGACAAGGACCUGCUCAACCUUUGUGCACCGUAUGGCAACAUCAUCUCCACCAAGGCCAUUCUGGACAAGGACACCAACAAAUGCAAGGGCUACGGGUUUGUGGACUUUGAGUCGCCUCUAGCGGCCGAGAAGGCGGUGAAGGCCCUGCAGGCGCAGGGGGUCCAGGCGCAGAUGGCCAAGCAGCAGGAGCAGGACCCCACCAACCUGUACAUGGCCAACCUGCCCCUCUACAUGGCCGAGCAGGACCUCGAGCAGCUGCUGCAGGCGCACGGCGCCGUCAUCUCCACCCGCAUCCUCCGCGACAACAGUGCGCAGUCACGGGGUGUCGGCUUCGCCAGGAUGGAGUCUAAGGAAAAAUGUGAACAAAUUAUUGCUACCUUCAAUGGAAAGGUGCUUGCCGGGUCCAAGGAGCCGCUACUGGUGAAAUUCGCAGAUGGUGGGAACAAAAAGCGCACACUGUACAAGAACCAUGAACAUCGCAUGUGGCGUGACGGAGAGGGACUUCCGUACGAGCAAGGGACGCUCUCGCAGAAUGGGGUGGGCCAGCAGUUGGUGCCAGCUGCGGCUGCAGCGGCACUCGGUGGCUACCAGCCAGCGCAGCAGCGAGGCUACUCGACAGCCGCGACACCCACUGCCUACGCCCUGCAUGGAGGUGCAUGGAUGCAGCCGGCCCAGUACAUAAUGCAGGCACCCCACCUAGCCACCACCCCACAGAUGCUUCAGUCAUCACUGGAGCCCUUGGCACAUGCCUACAGCCCCAUGUUGCCUCAGCUGACAGCGCAGAUGAAUCAGCUCUCCAUCCCUGGGGCCUCGUACAUGGCAGCGGCAGCAGCGGCGGGUGCACAUCCGUAUGGAAGCCCAGCGCCCACCUUGUACCAGCAGGCACCGCAGCUUGUGCAACAGAUUCCCCUCUCUGAGGACCCGUCAAAUGGGGGCCUGGGCAAUGGAGAGGAUGCGGCCCCCUAUCAGGGAUACCCUAAGUGAGCGCGGUGUGUGACAGGCAGAGAUCUGACUGAAGUGUGUCCCAGCCUGCAGAGGGGGUGGUGGUGCGUUGUGCGGCCAGUUACCCGCGGCGGGCGCCUAUCUGGGGAGGAGAACGCCAAUUUUUUUUUUCUUUUUCGCCCUUGGCCAAUCAAAAAAAUGAAACAAAUGCAGGACUCGCACCCUUUCUUUCCCUUUCCUGUCCCGUUUUUUAUCCUCAUUCUUCAGCAACCGAUGACUCCCCCUUUCCUCCUAGCAGUGCGCUGAUGUGGCGAGAUGGAGGGGGCCCCGAUGUGAUGGCGAUGCGUAGUGUGCUCGGUAGCUUCUUUUUUUUCUUCCCCGUCUGCCUAGGUGUUGCACAUAGUGCAGCAGCAGUCGGGGCUGUACAUAGUGUGCGUGCGCGAGAGAGAGAGGCUCCCUUACCAAACCCCUCUCCUUUUUGAUACACACACACACAGACAUACACACACACACACACACCCGCUGGCAGCAGUAGCAGAGAGGGAAGCGGGGUGGUCGCGAGAUGGCCCUUCGCCGGUGCUCUUACUCCCACCCUGGCGGCGUUUCUUUGCUCUCAUUCCAUUUGGUCCUCGCGAAGGUGCAAAACCAAAGAGGGCAUAUUUUUCUAAGGUUUUUGUACAAGGCACCCUUUCCUUCGAAGGCGCCCCGUGAUGAGUAUUGACUGUUACACACAACGCUGUGCCAAAAAGCAGGUGGAACACACACACACUUUGGAAAGCAGCAGCGCACACAACGAAGUGCCUGCGCCAAUGGGUGCUGGGCGCGGAGGAGACUACAGUAAGGCGCUUCUCAGGGGAUGGCGACCGCCCGCCUUCUCUCGUGCGACGAUGUUAGAGUCGCCCCCGCCGAGGGGUGUUUUGUUUCUCUCCUUGCCGCCGUCGCAGUGUGGCGCACCUGGAGCGGACACACCGUUGUCGCAGUGCCUUCCACACGUUAGUUGCACGUCUACUUAUAAAGGACGCCGCCAGGGCUCGCUUUCUUUCCUUUUCUUUUAAAUAUUACAUGAUGUACUGUUUUGGAAAAUAGAGAGAACAUUGCAGUGCACUUUUUCAAAAGCAGUUUUUGGAACCCAUUUUGAAGGAGGCUUCCCCUACUCUCGUCACACAUUCCGCUCACCCACUUUCCUUCCCUUGCCCUUUUUCUUUUCCUCCCCCCUUUUCUACCACCCGCCCCCUCGUUUUCUUCAUGACCUCUCACGGCCGCGGGUGUUGGCAGCAGCAGCAGCAGUGGAACAAGUGGCCCCCUAUGCAACAACAGCGCGGUCGUUGACAUUCCACGGGGACCCUAUUCGCGGCCGUCUUCCUCUGACGGGACUUCCGGCAUUUGCGGUCCGUCGUCCCGUGCGUGCUUGUUGUGUGUGCGUGUGUGUGCGUGAGAGAGACGGACUCGCCGAACUGCUCCUCUUUCCUCGCGUGACGGACAGCUUGAACGUCGCGAUUGGUGGCGCCGCCAGCCGCUCACCUUGGCCCAUCAAGUGGCCUCUUUUUUGCAAGCCCCGGCUGGGCGUCGUCCCCCUUUUUUAUGAUGCCUGCUUUCCCCUCUUUUCCCCCAUCUCCGAGCGAAAUAAAAAAAAAAGUUUUUUUUCCA